UGUCUCUCUGCCCCCCAAUCUCCGUCCGUCGCCACAUGAAUCCGGUCGAUCCACCGCUGCGGCUGCGUUGAUCGAUCCUAAUUUAACCGACAACCGACCGAAAGUAGGAGAGCCGCCGCCGGGGACGAGGAGGACAAUGACAGCAGCAGGGGCGACGACGAUGCGCGCCUGCAGUGCGGCGCUGCUGCUGCUGGCGGCGCUGUCGACCGCCGUGCGCGCCGAGGACCCGUACCUCUUCUUCGAGUGGAAGGUGACGUACGGGACGAGGUCCCCCAUGGGCGUGCCCCAGAAGGUGAUCCUCAUCAACGACAUGUUCCCUGGACCCACCAUCAACUGCACCUCCAACAACAACAUCGUCGUCAACGUCUUCAACCAGAUCGACAAGCCCUUCCUCUUCACCUGGCACGGGAUCCAGCAGCGGAAGAACUCGUGGCAGGACGGCAUGCCGGGCACCCAGUGCCCCAUCAUGCCGGGCACCAACUUCACGUACAAGAUGCAGUCCAAGGACCAGAUCGGCACCUUCUUCUACUUCCCCAGCAUCGGCAUGCAGCGCGCGGCGGGAGGGUACGGGCUCAUGUCCGUGCACAGCCGCCCGCUCAUCCCGGUCCCCUUCGACCCUCCCGCCGACGACUUCUCCGUGCUCGUGGGCGACUGGUACACCAAGGACUUCGCCGUCCUCGAGAAGCACAUCGACACCGGCAAGAGCAUCGGCCGCCCCGCGGGGCUCCUCAUCAACGGCAAGAACGAGAAGGACGCCUCCAACCCGCCCAUGUACAACGUGGAGGCCGGCAAGACGUACCGCUUCCGCGUCUGCAACGUCGGCAUCAAGUCCUCGCUCAACGUGCGCGUGCAGGGGCACAUGAUCAAGCUGGUGGAGAUGGAAGGCUCACACACCGUGCAGAACGAGUACGACUCGCUGGACGUCCACGUCGGCCAGUGCCUGUCCUUCCUCGUCACGGCCAACCAGAAGCCAGGGGACUACCUCCUGGUGGCAUCCACACGCUUCAUCAAGGAGGUGAGCACCAUCACGGCCAUCAUCCGCUACAAGGGCUCCAGCGUCCCGGCGUCGCCCAAGCUGCCCGAGGCGCCCAACGGAUGGGCCUGGUCCAUCAACCAGUGGAGGUCCUUCCGCUGGAACCUCACGGCCAGCGCGGCCCGGCCCAACCCGCAGGGGUCCUACCACUACGGGCAGAUCAACAUCACGCGCACCAUCAAGCUCUCCACCAGCCGCGCCAAGGUGGACGGCAAGGAGCGGUACGCGCUCAACGGGGUGUCCCACGUCGACCCCGACACGCCCCCAAAGCUCGCCGAGUACUUCAACGCCACCACGGGGGUGUUCGAGUACAACCUCAUCGGAGACACGCCGCCCAAGGAGGGAACCCCCAUCAAGGUCGCCCCCAACAUCCUCACCGCCGAGUUCCGUACCUUCAUCGAGGUCGUCUUCGAGAACCCUGAGAAGAGCAUCGAUUCGUUCCAUCUCAACGGCUACGCCUUCUUCGCCGCCGGCAUGGGGCCGGGGCUAUGGACGCCAGACUGCAGGAAGACAUACAACCUGCUGGACACGGUGAGCCGGCACACGAUCCAGGUGUACCCGAGGUCGUGGACGGCCAUCAUGCUGACGUUCGACAACGCCGGCAUGUGGAACUUGAGGACCAACAUCUGGGAGAGGUACUACAUGGGCGAGCAGCUGUACAUGAGCGUCACCUCGCCCGCGAGGUCGCUCAGGGACGAGUACAACAUGCCAGACAACGGCCUCCGCUGCGGCAAGGUCGUCGGCAUGCCGCUCCCGCCGCCCUACAUCAUCGCCUAAGUAUUUACUAUUAAGCUCCAUCCAUCCAUCCAUUCAGAGCCCACGCACUGUCAGACAAUGAUCAGCGCAUGCAUGCACGCACGCUUAACCGGUGCUAGCUGCUGUACACACAACAACAGGAAGAGCAGGAGUACUUUUUUCGUUUCUCUUUUUUCGUCGUACGCCGCCACGUCUAUUCUUCUUGUCAGCUUAAUUUACUCUCUCCUUCGAGGAAUAAAAAAAAGGGCCGGGGCUCAACUACCUGCUACUGGCCUUGUCAUCGGAAGGGACGAGGAUGCAUGAGAAACAAGGAGAGAUUGGCCGGCGGAUGCGAAUGCCAUACAAUUUUAAGCUCGAUCGGGACGGGACCCCUCUCGGAUCGUACCUUGUAAUAGGAGUUAAUUAAUUCUAUCUGAUCAUUUAAUUUCUCCAAUAAGUCCUUCAGACAAAUUGGUUCUUGUGUGUCUAUAAUAUAUGUACAUGACUAUCUUGUGAUUUUCCUAUUCCAUCUUCUGUUGUCUCUGACUUCCCUUGCAACUUCGUAUAUAUUCUGCUUCA
Messenger RNA from Brachypodium distachyon (stiff brome), 2347 nucleotides. Its product is annotated as L-ascorbate oxidase homolog. The record is from RefSeq and is a predicted model, not a curated record. The transcript has 3 exons. NCBI's taxonomy places the organism in Eukaryota, Viridiplantae, Streptophyta, Magnoliopsida, Poales, Poaceae. Gene Ontology annotation, molecular function: copper ion binding; oxidoreductase activity. Bases 137 to 1810 code for a protein of 557 amino acids.